AUGAGGUAUCGAAAAUAUAACUUAUCACAGUACGUAGUGUUACUUCUUUAUGGGGAAACAGUAUCAGACUAUCAUGAUUAUUCAACGUUUCAACUAGAUUUUCAUCAAAUCUGCAAAACAGGGUCAACAUAUUUCUUUUUCAUCACUAGGGUAGUUUCAUUGGAGAUUGAAACAAGCACAAGCUACGUAUCAAAAGCAUCAGACGUAAGAAUUUAUGCAAUUGCAACUAUCACAGACACAGGAUCAGGAACUUGCUCCGAUGCAAAAAUUUUUGCACCAGAGCAAGCUGCUUCUUCACAGCAACUCUACUUUCGUCCUGCAAUGGGUUUCUUUCGACGACGAUGAAAAACCAACAAGUAUGAGGAUCUUAUGACCGCGACACUUUCCACUACUAAUACUUUACGAAUAAAAUCUGACACCUUUUUUACACGAAAAGUCAAACUUGUCAUGCCUGCACUGGGGCACCUCAGCAUCCAAAAGUGACUCUGUUGGCAGUGCUACAGUAGGUUGCAGAACGGUCGUGCGGGAUGACAGAUUUGGCUUUUUUUUUCUAAAUCCACUCUACUCAACCUUGGUAGAUUUUUUUUCUAGUGAAGACCACAGUACUAGCUCAAAAAUAUGCAUAAAAAGAACUACAAGUGAAAAGAAUAAUAAGGUGCUGUAAAGAUUCGAAUCGCGUUUCCAGAGGACGGGGCUGCACCCGUUAUUUUUUCCCAGGGAAAAUAGCCGACAGUGCGCCAGGAACUACGAAAACCUCUCUUGGCUGCAGCUCAGGCCCCUGGAGCUGCUGCUGUUCUACUCGUCUCUGCAAUGCUUUUUGAUGAAAUACAUGGAGUAAAGGCUGUAAAUUUAUGUAAAUUUGAGCUCUGCUUGGUCGAAGCUGGUAUGGAAGUUUUUCUGUGACUUAUUGGGAAAUUUUUUUCACAAUUUCUUUCUUUCAACUUUACAGUAAAAAGCCACUAUAAUGCCACAACUAGUAAUUUUUCACAUCCUAUGCUACGUAGCAGUAUCGCCGCGCCGAAACUUUUUCCGUCUCACCUUUUGUGGACCAUUCGUUUGCCUACGAAUGAUCCACUUUCUGCGUAUCACCACUGUAGUUUUUCUACUUUCUUUUCCAGCCCACCACUACAUCACCGAGUUUAUGCUCACAAAGACCGCACAUCAUAACCAUGAAUGUAUUUGAAAACAAAAAAAUUGGAAAAAUACAAGGACGAAAAU
Amoebophrya sp. A120 is the source of this 1218-nucleotide messenger RNA. The record is from the annotation of a GenBank genome assembly. Lineage: Eukaryota; Dinophyceae; Syndiniales; Amoebophryaceae.